Nyctereutes procyonoides (raccoon dog) is the source of this 2231-nucleotide messenger RNA. RefSeq names its product dynein axonemal intermediate chain 7 (gene DNAI7). The transcript has 15 exons. The coding region runs from base 56 to 2206 and encodes 716 amino acids. Gene Ontology annotation, cellular component: axoneme. The record is from RefSeq and is a predicted model, not a curated record. Lineage: Eukaryota; Metazoa; Chordata; Mammalia; Carnivora; Canidae. Gene Ontology annotation, molecular function: microtubule binding; beta-tubulin binding.
CCACACGACUCUGAGCUCGGAUUUGGCCGCCUGCAGAGGUUGUGCUCGCUGCAGAAUGUCUGACAGGAAGAAGAAGAAAGUCACCAAAGCUGAACGAUUAAAGCAGCUACAGGAGGAGGAGGAAAGACGGCAAAAAGAGGAAGAGGAAGCCCGUGUGAAAUAUGAAAAAGAAGAAAUGGAAAGGCUUGAACUAGAACGGAUUGAGAAAGAAAAAUGGAAUCAACUCGAAUCAAAGGAUCUAGAAAGGAGAAAUGAAGAACUUGAAGAACUUUCUUUAUUAGAGAGGUGUUUUCCUGAAGCAGAGAAAUUGAAACAAGAUACUAGAUUGCUUUCUCAGUGGAAACACUACAUUCAAUGUGAUGGGAGUCCUGAUCCUUCAAUAGCCCCAGAAAUUAAUACUUUCAUUAGUCUAUGGAAAGAAGAAACAAAUGAGACCUUUGAGGAAGUGAUUGCAAAGAGUAAACUAGUGCUAAAUUUAAUUGAGAAAUUGAAAUUAAUUUUAUUGGAAACGCCACCAUAUUAUUUGGAAGAUAAAAAUAUCAUACAAUACCAAGGAUCAGUUCUAGAAAUGCAGGAGCUCCUUCAUCUUAAGUUUAAUAUAGCCACGGAAAUACUUCUCAGACAAGCUAGUACAUUAGCAGAUCUGGACAGUGGAAAUAUGGAAAAAGUCAUUCAAGAUGAAAAUGUUACUCUAUAUGUGUGGGCAAACCUCAAGAAGAAUCCAAGGUACAAAAGUGUCAGAUUCUCUGAAACACAAACUGGAUUUGAAAUUCCAAGGAUUUUGGCAACAAGUGACAUUGCUUUGCGACUCCUACAUACACACUAUGACCAUGUCACACCACUGCGCCCCAUCUCAACAUCAUUCCAAGGACAUACUACCAGAAUACCACAGUUUGUCAAAGAUGAAGUCAAGAGUGUAGAAGCAGCAAUCAGCAAAGAGCUCCCAGAAGAGAGUAAACAACUAGAAAAUGAGUCUAAAUCUGUUCACGAAGAAGAAGAAACAAAAUGUGAGGAACAAGGUGAUAUUGAAGUACAAACGAGUUUUGUCCAGGAAGAAUCUGACGCCACAAAAUGUGAACUGGAGAUGAAAUUAUUAAGUGAAACAGUUUUAUCAGCACAGUUGUUGCUGAUAGAGAAUGCUACUGAAAAACCGACUUUCUUUGAAGACAAUGAGGUCGACUUAUGCCAAUUUACAACCCUGGGUGGAGUGUACCAUUUGGAUAUUUUGGAGCUUCCCCCACAGUAUAAACCAAUGAAAAGCUGGAUGAUUGUGGAAAUACUCAAAGAAGGAUUGCAGAAAUACAUAUAUCCUCCAGAAACUACUGAAGAUGUAGAAACAGAAAAUGCUUUCCCACCCAUAAAGGUCACGCUUGAGGUUCAAGAGAAUGUAAUCUUUUUUGAGGAUCCUAUGGUUGCAAGGUGGGAUGCUGAAGGUAAACAUUGGCAAACUGAUGGCAUCAGCAAUGUCUCUUAUAAAUCAGAAGAAAGACUUAUAACAUUCAGCCUAGAAACGUUUGGCCCUGUUACCUUGAUUCAAGAUACUCAUGUUAAUAUGCCCUUCCAGUCAUGGGAACUAAGACCACUUGGUGUGAAUAAAGUACUUUUGACCGUGACUACAGUAUUUACUGAAGUUCAAAUACAAAUUAAGGAAAACCUCUGCAUGUUAACAUCAAUCAAACUAAGUGACAAAAAGCAUUCAUCUACUUUGGAAGGAAAAUGGAUGACUCCGAUUUCUUUCAUUUUUGCUUUGAAAGAAACUGGAUUAAAUAUCUUCCCUAGUGGACACUCUCAUUUUUAUGUUAUUAUAAAUUAUAAGGAUCCUUUGGUGGAAUUGAAAGCUUAUCGACAACUGGCCCUGCUAAGUUCUGCUUUUGCAUUUGGUUGGAGCAAGUGGAAUGUAGUAUGUACUUCAAAAAAAGUUAUAGUUAAGCUGAGUGAAUACCUUACUGAAGAACCUAUUCAGAAUCCUAAUUGGACCCUUUUAAUGUUUAGUGGUAACAGAGCACAAAGGCUCAAGAUCAACGAAAACAGUGAGACAUUCUCUGAAGCCCUUAAAGAAGAAACUGAGUUUCAUUCUACUUUAUAUCACAUGGUUAAGGAUUUUGCUUCCAAAGAAGCCAUGGAGAAAAUCAAGAGCUCCAACUGCCAGUUUAUUGACUCUGUGUGUUAUAUGCUACUCUCCACUAGAUUACUCAGCUAUUCUUAAUCCCCACUAUUAAAAUUGAUAAAUU